Messenger RNA from Drosophila kikkawai, 1059 nucleotides. It is a transcript of the gene Sclp, whose product is annotated as leucine rich repeat containing protein 20 sclp. Gene Ontology annotation, molecular function: protein binding. Lineage: Eukaryota; Metazoa; Arthropoda; Insecta; Diptera; Drosophilidae. The record is from RefSeq and is a predicted model, not a curated record.
UCUUUUACUAUACGCGCAGCUUGCUUAAGCAACGUCUUUAAAGACGUUGAAAUCUACACACAAUACCAUGCGCGUUUUUCCAUACAAUGCUUUAAAUAUUUCCAUAUACAAACCACAAAAUAUAACAUACAAAGAAUAUACCGUAUAUUGAAUGUUUACCACCAUAUUGUUGGUGUGCUGGACUAAACUCUAGUUGAAUCGUACAUUUUAAGUAAACAAAAAGCAAAGCAGCCACAAUUUGUUCGAACAAAAAAAAAUAUAUAGAAAUUAUUGAAAAGCAAAAAAAACGAUUCCGCAAUAUCGAUCUGUGUCACAUUUACAAGGAGGAUGGCAGUCACUGACCCUCUUCCCACUUCUGCUAGUGACCCAGCUGGUGAGCUCCAAAGUGACGCGUCCUGAGCUGGUUAAGUGCUGGGCAGUGACGACACAGGAGGAUCUUUCUAAAUGUGAACUAAUGCAAAUACCAGAUGCAGUCUAUCACCUAAUGCGAAACACAGAGUUGCAAACCUGCAACCUUAGUGGCAACGUUUUAAAGAGUGUCUCACCGAAGUUUUCGCAAAAGUUCAGUAUGAUUACAGAUCUUAAUCUUUCACAUAACAAACUGACGAGGCUACCAGAGGAAUUCAACAAUUUGACGAGAUUAACUAUGCUGAAUAUAUCUCACAACUCCUUUAUCGUCUUACCUCAGGUAGUGUUUAAGCUACAGAGUCUUGCCCAUUUGGAUGCUCAACACAAUGCUAUAUUAGAGAUCGAUACUGAAGAGUCCAUUUCCAGUGCCUGCCUGGCUUUGGUAGAUCUUCGGUAUAACCCACUAAGCAGAAAUUUUCGGCGAAAGCUGCAGGACUUUCAAACGUCGUUCCGCCUUGAGAUUUCCAACAACGUUGAAGACGACUGGUAGUACGCGUGUGCCUAGCUAUUAACAAAGAACAUCAACUAAUCUAUACAGCUCUUGAAAUUUUUUUAUAGCUCCUAAAAUUGUAUAUUUAAAAAAAUACAUUAGUUUAUAUAACAUUUUCGACUAUCCGUCAUUUAAUUUCCAAUAAAAAAAUUUGAAUUAAA